UGUCGUAGCAUCAGGGGAGCGUGCACGCGCGUCGUCUGUUUCCAACCCAUCCAUGGUUUACUGCAUUUGGCUUUCAUCAGUUUAUGCAGAUACGCCGAAAAAAAGCGCAAGAUCUAUUGCUUUUGCAGAGAAGAACUGGAAAGCUGCAAAAGUGGGCGUAGAACUUAGGAAACAGAAGACGGAAGAGAACGCCGCGGCGGGAGCUCCUCACCAUUCCCGCCAGUUACCACACCGGAACCUUCCUCUUUGCACACUCCAUCCACACGACUUGCAAGUGCCCAGAAAAGGAAGCGUCUGUUUACCACAGAAGAAACAGCAUGUCAAUUCGGUGGUCGGCAAUCCUACUGCGACGGGCGGCGACGCCCCUGAUGCAACCCUCCAGGACACUUUACAACAAGGGUUGCUGAAGUAUGGACAGUCAUUCACGCACAACAGCUUCGGGAGUGACAGCAUGGAUGUGGAAACCGUACCUCUAAGAUCGGACAUAGAGCUGUGGGAUCGCACCACCAUUUGGUCAAACUUUCCAGAGCUGUCUUACACUGAAAUGAUGGAAAGUGAUAGUGGCCUCAGGCGGUGGCUUGACAUGUUUUAUAAGUAUGGCAUAGCAGUCCUUCGUGGAGUACCAACAGAGAAAAAUAAGAUCACAGAGGUAGUGGAGCGAUUUGCCUAUGUGAGGGAAACCCAGUAUGGCCGAACCUUUGAUGUCAUUAACAAAACCGAAGAGGGUGCCCACCUGGCCUUCACUGGACUGGCUCUGGCCCAUCACACAGACCUGAAUUACAGAAAACAGACUCCAGGCAUUCAGCUCCUCCACUGUCUCACGGCUAAUGACCCGAAGCUUUCUGAUGGUGAUACUGGAGGUCGCUCCUUCUUUGCUGAUGGCUUUCGAAUUGCUCAGUGGCUGGAAGAAAAUGAACCAGCAGCCUUCCAUGUUCUCACCUCCACACCAGUUCGAUUUUGGGUGAGAAAUGAAGGGCAGCAGUACUCUGCAGUGUGGCCUGUCUUGUGCACUAAUUCAGAUGGAGAUGUGAUUGAGUUGCACUACAACAACCGCGUCAUGCAGCCCCUCCAAGCUUCCACCCAUGUGGUAAUACCCUUCUACCAUGCUUACAAGCUCUUCUCAGACAAACUUCGUGACCCUUCAAGCAAUCUAGAGUUCAGCUUGGUGCCAGGUGACCUAGUGGCUUUCAACAAUCACAGGGUCCUUCAUGGUCGAACUGCCUUUAAUCCUACCAAGGUGGCUAGACACCUUGUCGGCUGCUAUGCUGACAUGGAUGAGGCCCUCUCCAAAUAUGAUUCGCUCCAGGCCAAGCUUCUUCCCGGUGGAUCAUGAUGGUCGGUCCAAGGCUUCUUCCCGAUGGGUCCUGAUGGUCGGCCCAGCCCGUUCUGGCGCAGGCGAGUGUUUAUAGUGGCGCCAUCUUGCAUUGGCUCAUGCUGCCCUCCCGGAGGUCAUCUUUAAUCCUAGAAUCUAGAGUCCGGGUUGAUAGGUGGUCUUCUGGACACCAUGUGGGUAGUUUUAAGCCACUCGGCGGCGGCUGAAAAAUCCCAGCUUGGUGGCACCGGUCGGGGAUUGAACUCGCGUCCUCCUGAACGCGGGGCCGUCUCGCUAUCUGUUCAGCCACCGCCUCCCCAAACUAAUACUCAUUGGUAAAGUAGGGAACAUACGAUAUUGCUGUGCGUUGCAUCGGUGCUCAUUUCCACCUCCUUGACCUUUUGGGCCUGAGGUAUACUUGUAUCCACCAGCCCGGGGACACUUGGCCCUGUGCAGUACAGAGUCCCACAAUUUACCUUAACCAAGUUUCCCCAGGUACCCGUUUAUCGACCAACCCGAAAGGAAGGAUGAACAGGAGCAAUAACGGGGUGGGCUGUGCGCCGAAGGCACCUAAUCGGACUCGAACCGGUGCCCCAAGGAGUGGUAGGCGGUCACAGAAACCGCUCAGCUACGGAGGCGCAGGGGCUGGGGUGUAAGGAGAGAAAGCCAUUUUAACUCACUCUACCCGGAAAUAGACUCCAAAAUCUCUAUUCAACCCAGAAAUUUCGGUUGCGAGCCGAGUGCCUAGUGCCCCCCCCCCCCAAAAAAAAAAAAAAAUCAGGAUCCGCCACUGCCGAAGGCCCUCCAAUUUCAAUGUUGCCUUUUCUUAGAUGAGACCAUUCAUUAACCUGCAGCUUAAGUCUGCUGACUGUGUUGAGUGUCAGACUGUGAACAACAGCUCCAUCAGGCUGUACAAAGUCAAAAUAUGUCUCACUAAAGUUACUGUCACAGUAAGCACAAACCAACCUAAUUGGAAUUGAAGGAAAAAUUGUAGGGAAACAUGCCAAUAAGUCUUAUCUGUUUUUUGCCUUUGUAGGCAUUUUUCCAUUUGUUUAGUACCCGUAUGGCUCCUACUUUCUGAAAAAAAACUUCCUUUUUUUUCUAAAACUGAUGAGUUUCUCUUCUAGAAAUACCUUGAGGUCCCUUUCAUUUGUCUCACUGAUUAAAUAGACCUGUCAUAUUUUCAAGCUUUGGAAUAUUCUUAACAGAUAAAAAAACUAUGAUUUUAA
Messenger RNA from Eriocheir sinensis (Chinese mitten crab), 2541 nucleotides. RefSeq names its product gamma-butyrobetaine dioxygenase-like. The coding region runs from base 53 to 1333 and encodes 426 amino acids. The record is from RefSeq and is a predicted model, not a curated record. Gene Ontology annotation, biological process: carnitine biosynthetic process. NCBI's taxonomy places the organism in Eukaryota, Metazoa, Arthropoda, Malacostraca, Decapoda, Varunidae. Gene Ontology annotation, cellular component: mitochondrion. The transcript has 9 exons. Gene Ontology annotation, molecular function: oxidoreductase activity.